AUGGAAGAAAGCAAUCAAGUUUCACUUUCUCUUUUGACUUUUUUGAGAUAUGAGUAUUUAAAUUAUUGUAUUAACAAAUCAUCAGAAUUAAUUACAGAUGAAAAGAACUUUCAACAAGAAAAUGAUUCCAAAAAAUUAUCAAUAAGUGGAAUACAAGUCUAUAAAGAUUCGUUAAUACGGGAACUUUCUAUGUCAACCCUAGAAGAAUCCGGUUUUUAUUUAGGGAUCAGAUUGGUUGAAAGGCUCAAAACUAAUAGAAGAGGUGGUUAUGCAAUAUUAGACAACGAACUCAUGUGGCUUUCGAAAUUGCCAAGUUCAAUUAACAUAAGUUCUAGGAAAGUGCAAUUUGAACCAGCGAUCAACGUUAUUAUUGUUUGUGGAAUUAUUAGAGGCGCGUUACAACAUUUAGGGCUUACAUGUUCGGUAGCAGCAGAAGUUAGCAAAAUUCCCUCUUGCACGUUUCAAAUACGUGUAUAUGCCCCAUCAAAAUAA
Cryptosporidium ubiquitum is the source of this 492-nucleotide messenger RNA. RefSeq names its product trafficking protein particle complex subunit 6b. The coding region runs from base 1 to 492 and encodes 163 amino acids. The transcript has 4 exons. The record is from RefSeq and is a predicted model, not a curated record. Gene Ontology annotation, biological process: endoplasmic reticulum to Golgi vesicle-mediated transport; regulation of GTPase activity. NCBI's taxonomy places the organism in Eukaryota, Apicomplexa, Conoidasida, Eucoccidiorida, Cryptosporidiidae. Gene Ontology annotation, cellular component: TRAPP complex; cis-Golgi network; trans-Golgi network.